Molecule: messenger RNA, 645 nt
Organism: Porites lobata
Lineage: Eukaryota; Metazoa; Cnidaria; Anthozoa; Scleractinia; Poritidae
Source: the annotation of a GenBank genome assembly
AUGACUGCUCAAAGCAGGCUCUGCUCGAAACCGGACAUACGGUUGCCUAUCACUCGCUCUAUCUUACAUAAAUUGGUGCAGGCUUUAAAUCACACCAUCACGCCCGCCUAUCAGAUUUUAUUAUUCCAAACAAUGUUUCUAGUGGCUUUUUAUGGAUUUUUUCGAGUGGGUGAACUAACGACCAAGACACCUGAGCGGCGACAUUCUGUUCUCCAGUUUCAGUCACUGUCUUUUCUAAAAUCACGCAAUGAAGUACAGGCCGCCAAACUUGUCAUCACGGAUUAUAAACAUAACACAACCGGGCGUCCUUUUUCCAUAAUUAUUCACCGAGAGUCGACCGUACACUGCUGUCCUUUUGAUUUUUUACUACGCUGGUGCCGGAUGAGAGGGUCCAACUCUGGUCCACUUUUUUGCCUAGCUGACGGCUCAGCCGUCAAAACGGAGGUCUUUACGCGGCAGCUCAAAGGAGCCCUUGGUUUUUAUGAUUUAGACUGUUCCAGUUACAAAUCGCACUCUUUUCGCGUUGGUGCAGCUAGUCUGGCAGCAGAAAACGGCAUGUCUGACGCGCAGAUUCGGGGUCUUGGUCGUUGGAAAUCCGAUGCAUUCAAGUUGUACAUACGAUCGCCAACUGCGUGGGCAAACUAA